AUGCGACGCUCAAUUUAUUGGCGGCAGUCAAGGGUUCUUGCGAUGUUAAUCGACGCGGUCAGUAGACGCCGAGUAGGACUAGAACCCGAGGAUGUUUACAGAAUUUGCGCCCUCCUCAAAGCAAAGAACGACGCACUGUUGUUGCAGAAGAACCAGCCUUUUCUCUCUGGGCUGCACGCGGAGUACCAAAAGAUGGGGCCAGACGCUGUGACACCGUUUCAGCGAACAUUUAUUGAUGGGGUUUUCGCCGCUCUCCCAUGUGCUGUUCUGAACUCCUACCCCUGCCGCGUGGAGGAUGGAGAAACGAGUACAACGAACUCUGCUGGGAUGGCUGUAGCUGGCAAACAGCAUCAGAAGUGGUCGAAGGCGAUGACGAUGGCGACGGCGAGUGAAACUUCUGCAAAUGCCCUCGCGGCAGAUAAUGCAAAUGAUGCAGUCGUGGCAAAGAGGGACGCGGCGAUUCGGUCCGAUGAGGCGCUGGCCGUUGAGGGGCGGAUUGCUGCCAUUUGGGAGGUGGUUCAGGAGUAUCAGUCUACCAACUUUAUAGGGACUGAUGGGACCCAGAAAAUUCACAAGCACUGCAAGGCUCUAGAGCUACAGCUUCGUCAGAUGAAGCCAUUUGAAGUCGCAUCUCUAGUAAGGGCACUCGCUAUCAUUAACUAUCAGGACUACACCUUUACAAAUCUUAUUGCUCGCCGCAGCUGCGAGGUGGCGUCAAAGCUCUCUUCAUCCGAGCUGUGCCGAACCUAUUUUAACCUGAGCAAAUUACAGAGUCAUGACUCUCUGGUCGCUUUUGUCAAUCAAAUUGAGGCUCAAAUGGAAAGGUUCCAUCGAGAACAGAUCCAGUUUGUCGCCAUGGCACUUGAGAGGCAACCACAGAUUGCUUCUGCUCCUGCACGUAUGGCUCCCAAGCUUCUAGCACGGGCUGUGUCCCAUUUCUCUGAGAAGGACGGCAUACUGUACCAUCGAGCAUUAUUAAUUGUGGCUGCGCGUUAUAAUUUAUCACGUCACCCAGCGGUAAUGAAAAUAUUUGAGGACGCCUCUAAACAUUUAGAGAAUAUUCCUGAACGUGAUCUACUUGCACUUCUACAGUCUGCCGUUGACCUCAGUAUCUCUGCUGGGACUCCAGGACUUACAGAGCUUCUGAGCAAGGUGGAAGGUGUCGUUUGCACCAUAGAUAUUCGUCAUGCUGACGCCCUUAUGGACAUCCUUUCCGUGCUUCCUAUUGAUACUAGCGGCAUUAUGGCCAAGUUGAUGAAUCGACUGGUGACAGACGCAGGCAAGCUGUCGAUAACACAGUUAACGUUUAUUUUAGACCUACUCUCGAGUUACCCUCCAGCAAAGGGUAACGCAUGCGUUGCAGCACUUGCCUUCGCCGCUUCCCUCCGUGCUGAAUUUUUUGAUAGAGAAGCACUGGAGCAGGUGGUAUUGAGCCUCGCCCAGAUUAACCUGUUCUCAGACGAUUUCUAUACACUGGUAUUGGUUCUGCAAGAGAGUAAAGGUGGCUUCCGAAGCUUUGACAAGUUGGCUAGUCUGAUGAAGUGGUGCUCGCGAGAAGUCGUGCUGGAUGUGCGAGGUCAAGACAUGAUCACGAAAGGAAUUUUAAGCCUGGCACCCACCAUGAAUGAUGAAGAGCUUGCUGAGACUCGUAGGCUUUUGACGCAGCUUGGUGUGAAAGACAAGAAUGUUCAUCAAAUGAUAUUUCGCCGCGCCAAACAGUUGCAGCGCGAAGCAGGAAGUCGUUGGACUCGGCGUGGUUACACCAAUGCCGCUGAUGACUUCACAUAG
Messenger RNA from Trypanosoma rangeli, 1788 nucleotides. RefSeq lists its product as uncharacterized. NCBI's taxonomy places the organism in Eukaryota, Euglenozoa, Kinetoplastea, Trypanosomatida, Trypanosomatidae. The record is from RefSeq and is a predicted model, not a curated record. The transcript has a single exon. The coding region runs from base 1 to 1788 and encodes 595 amino acids.